Messenger RNA from Hyalella azteca, 4870 nucleotides. It is a transcript of the gene rump, whose product is annotated as myelin expression factor 2. Gene Ontology annotation, molecular function: mRNA binding. Lineage: Eukaryota; Metazoa; Arthropoda; Malacostraca; Amphipoda; Hyalellidae. Gene Ontology annotation, cellular component: nucleus; cytoplasm. The coding region runs from base 165 to 1847 and encodes 560 amino acids. The transcript is spliced from 11 exons. The record is from RefSeq and is a predicted model, not a curated record.
AUACCUGGAAGCACUAAGCAGUAACUGGCAACAUCACUGAUCUGACGUCAAGCGUCAACGGUGUCUGGCAUUACGGUGUUUACUUCUCUGUAAGAUUUUAGUUUUGGGCUAGAAUUUUUUUAUAUGGUAGCAUAUUAACUGUCCUACAAUAUAUUCGUCGUAAAAUGUCUGAGGUGGAUAUUAAGGAAAACAAACGUGAUAGGUCUCGUUCUCCUGUUGGUGGUGAAGAAGACAGCACCCGAGACAGGAACCGAAGAAUGGACAGAAGCAAACCAGUCUCUAAAGUUCGCGGCCGCAAAGCUCCCUCCAGUCACCGUGUCUAUGUCUCCAACAUUCCCUACGAGUACAAGUGGCAGGACCUUAAAGAUCUCUUCAGAAAUGAAAUUGGUGAAGUGAACUACGUGGAGAUGUUCAAGGAUGAGAGCGGUCGCAACCGCGGCUGCAGCGUCAUAGAGUUCGAGACGGCCGAGCUGGCGCAGAAGGCUAUUGAUCAAAUGCACAGAUACGAGCUGGCCGGCCGCAAGCUCGUCGUUAAGGAGGAUUACGAUAUCGACCGCGACAGUCAAGGCAGGAUCCGAAAGGACAUGGGCCGAGGUGGUGGUGGCGGUGGCGGAGGCGGUGGUGGUGGUGGCUUGGGAGGUCUUGGCGGUGGUGGAGGUGGCAGCGCCAUGAUGCCCAGCCAGAACAGGAUGGGUCAAGUAGGGCCUGUCAACUACGGCAACACUUAUGGCCUCUCUGUCGUGUUUCUCGAGAGCCUCGGCAUCAACGUACCUCUUGUUAAUAAAGUCUUCGUAGCUAAUCUGGACUACAGUGUAGAUGAGAACCAGCUGCGUGAAGUGUUCAAGGUCGCUGGCAAGGUCGUCAAUGUUGAGAUCAGCAAGGACCAGGAGACGAGCAAAAGUCGGGGCUUCGGAGUUGUUGAGUAUGAGCACCCGGUGGAGGCGGUGCAGGCGAUCUCCAUGCUCAACGGACAGCUUUACUUUGACCGCAAGAUGAGCGUGCGCAUGGACCGCGUGCAGGACAAGAAGAGCGACCCUGUGUCGGGCAGCAAACUGCCCCAGGGCCUCAAGGGUCUGGGCAUGGGCCUCGGCAUCAAUGGCUCGCCACUCACUGACGUCUCCACUUUUCAACCUGAUUUCGUUCAUGACUCAGCACUGAGCACCAACACAGCCUCGACGUCUGUGGGGGGCAACAUGGCUGCAAACAUGCCCAUGGGUGCCAUGGGUGCUCCUAAUGCCAUGGGCAUGGCCAACACCGCCAUGGGUGUCAUGAACCCCAUGGCGUCGGGCUUGGGCGCCAAUAUGGGGCAAGGCAUGAGCGCCAUGGGCACCGGUAUGGGCACAGGUAUGGGCGGCAUGGGCUCAGGACUCAUGGGUAUGGGCGCUCAGAACUCGAGCAUGGAUGCCAUGGGCGCUAACAACAUGAUGGGCACCGCCAACAACAUGAUGGGUGGCAACAUGAUGCCCAGUGGCGGGCUGGGGUCACAAGUGACGGGAAUGAACCGCAUGGGAGGCAGCGGCUACGGCGGGGGCAGCGGUGGGUUCAGCGCGGCGGGGGGUGACAUGAACGGCGGUGGGGGACGCAACUUCGGCAGCUACGGCGGCGCGGGCGGCGUGGGCGCCUCUGCUGCUGGCAACGUCGUCCAGAUAUCCAACCUGCCUAUGGAGACAACAUGGCAGAACCUACGGGAUUUAUGCAGGGAAUACGGCGAGAUCCGCUUCGCUGAGAUCAGGACCAAGGGCACCGGCGCUGUCAAGUUCCACACCGAAGCUGACGCCAGGAGGGCGGCUGACAUGUUGGACAGACAGCGGUUCAGCGGACGGAUGUUGGAGGCCAGAGUCAUCUAAUAAUUCCUACAUGAAGAUAAAUAACUAUCACUUUCAUCUCGUUCUGGCUUGUUAAUGCAGCUCAGCUGUUGGUUGGUCGCAUGCUCUUAGCAAUAAGCUAGCUGCUCCAUGGGGAAGAUCUUUCAACGCAACGAAUAGGCUUCUUGUUCGUUGUUGCUCGUCGUCGUAACUUCCUAUUAUGGCCCAUUGUUAGAGUUGCGUUACUCUAGUAGGAACCUGAUCGCCUUGUGUUUUAUUUAUUUUCUAAGACGUAACUCGUGCCACUUUCUCGACAAAAUUAAUGCCAUCUUGUGAAUGACUUGACCCUCAAAUCUUGGUUGCAAAACUCCCAACUUUGUUGCUCAUUAAAUUAAUGUCAUCCUUGAUUUCAACAAUCUUACUUCAAUCUCUCAGGAUCAAAGUCAUUUCUGUUAAGUCAUCAAAACUCCUAAGCUGAAAGUAAUUACCUCGUACAAACCAUCUUUGCUGCAGUUGACAUUCAAUGCAUUUUCAGUUUCCGUAUACUCAACCAACUCCUGAAAUUAACUGUAAAAAAUGGGGCGUGGAUGCUAGGUACAUCGUCAUGGCUUAUGCAGCGUGCUCGUGAAUUCCACUUGAAACUUCUUGCUUCGUCUGGACUUAUUUAUGUUAUUUUUAACAAUUUUCGUCCUUGUACAACCCCAAGUUUGCUGUUGUGCAUUAAUUACAGUUUGACAUGCUGUGGGACUUGAUGCGUUUGUUGACUACUGGUAACAAUGAGGUCUUCCUUCUCUGUCGCAAUGCGUCACAGGUAACAGAGCUGUUCCCUCUUUGUCGCAAUGCGUCACAGGUAACAGAGCUGUUCCCUCUCUGUCACAAUGCGUCGCAGGUAACAGAACUGUUCCCUCUCUGUCGCAAUGUGUCACAGGUAACAAAGCUGGUCCCUCUCUGUCGCUAUGUGCCGCAGACAACAGAGCUGUUCCCUCUCUGUCGCAAUGUGUCGCAGGUAACAGAGCUGUUCCCUCUCUGUCGCAAUGUGUCACAGGUAACAGAGCUGUUUCCUCUGUCGCAAUGCAUCGGUCGGUCCUGGAUGUAUAAUCUGGGACUGAGGGUCUCUUCGUAGUUUUGGACAGCAGAAUUUCAUACCAGGCGCGUUUUGUUCUCUUUGUCUUAUCGACUUAAAGAGAAAUUCGAGGUGUCUUUGGCGUCUUCGAAUUCGUACCUGAUAGACCAGAAAAUGUUAUUAUUGACAGAAUUAACUCGGUCAUGAUGUUUAUGUACUAUUUUUUACAAACCAUUCCCUCUUCAGUUGACGUCUCAACAUCAAAUCGGAACUAGUUUAGAUACGCUGUUUGCAUUUGUAUUCGUACUACAAUUUUUCAUGUCUGGUUUGCAUUUGAUAACAAGAACCUGAAACGCUAACUUGAAUAAUAGUUGUCAAUUUAAUCGUACGACCUGCGAUUCAUUGACGCCUCUCACUUCGAUGCAAAUUACAUGGAUUAUUUUUCCUUGAAAUUAGACCUUAAUUUCGCAGAAAUGGCAAAUUUGGUUUCUAGUUUGUAUUUAAUCUAAUGCUCAUAAUUUUGUCAGCUGGAAUCAUCAAUUGUGACUCGAUUCAUGAAGUGUCGUGGAUGUUGCAAAUAGUGUGCGCAUCUUGUGGGAUCGUCUGCUUUGAUUUGGUUUGAGCAAAUAAUAGCAAAACAGUACAACUUUCAUGUCCAUGCAAUCGUGAUUAUUUACUUGAUUUAGACUGCAUUGUUGCGUUCCAUGCUUGAUAAUAUAGAUUGGGAUCAGUCAGUGGAUGUUCAAAUUGUCUUACUUGUGCAUUACGUGACGAAAGCUUUGGGUUACUUGACGGUCUCUAAACUUGCUUAUUUGUUACCCACUAAUGCAAAUUGUGUAGUGACUUCCACGCGUCUCCAGCGCUGCCGCAGUCAACACAGCGACCACCGCGCAAGGCUCGGGACGUUCCCAGCAUCAGGUAACACGCCGUCUUGCUGCGGAAAUUUUCUCUAGCGCCUUUAUUAGUGUGUAGUUCUAAUGAUUCCUCUCUGCGUAAACAUAAAAUACGUGUUGAGUUCUUACAAAGUCACGAAUUAACUUCCAGUUCAUGCGUUUGUUGUGGACUGCCAUGCUUGAAGGGAGAAAAGCUGAAGUGGACGCAGGAGCUGUGAUACGGUGACGACCAAUUAAUGGCUCCUAAUAUUUUUUAUUAUAUCAUUUCUUAUUGUGCCUCAUUGGUUUGCUAUGAACAGCCAUGCUGAAGUUGCAAAAUACUAAGUUAGCUUUUCGAUCCUAAAUUGUUACUUGCUAUAAUCGCCACAAAUUAUCAAGUUAUGUCUGGUCCCUAGAUUCAGAAGUUGAUGUUUUAACGGCUGCGUUUUUCCAUGAGCUGAUGAUGUCUUCCCGUAACGUCCACAUUGUAAUGUUUCAACGGUCCCAAUUCUUUCCUUCCUCCAAACAUGGCGCUCCUGUAAUUGUUCAGGAGCUGUUUUUGUAUUUUUAGGACAAGAAAUUUAAUGCGGCAAGUGCGUGUAAUGACCAAAUUUUUAUCAUGGGUCGAGUGUUCAAUGAUUCGGUAUCAUUAUUCCAAGUUGUGACGUCUCCUCUUUAGUGGCAAGUUAUCUUGGAUUGGGACGGUUUUCGGUUAAAUUGUCAGUGACUUGUUGGACUCUUUUAUGAAUUUAUUAUGAUUUAAAUAGAUUUUGUAGCGAGUUCAAGUUACCUACAGUCCUUCUGAUGAAAAAUGUGUUAUCUACCUGAUAUUCUUGUUGUAAGUUCUUGUGUUUUAAUGAUCCUGAUAUGAUACUAUUAAGCUACAUCUGCGCUAAUUAAUGCACAUCUUCUCGACGUUGCUGUUGUACAUCAGAUGGCUCUAUUUAAUAUCGAAUUUUUCUCGUUUGUAAGGGAAGUUCACUUUGCAUCCUAAGACAAGAUCGCCGCUCUUGUGUUGCAUUCAAAGCGUGUUUUAGCCCACGUCUCCGCUACUAAUCUAUUGUAGUCUUUACUUUUAGAGUUCGCUCUAAGUUUCUGUGCUCUUGACAGUAUAAAGAUUAUUUGAUGUA